Molecule: messenger RNA, 4234 nt
Organism: Hemicordylus capensis (graceful crag lizard)
Lineage: Eukaryota; Metazoa; Chordata; Lepidosauria; Squamata; Cordylidae
Gene: KCNJ8
Product: potassium inwardly rectifying channel subfamily J member 8
Exons: 3
Coding region: 471-1760 (429 amino acids)
Biological process (GO): regulation of monoatomic ion transmembrane transport; potassium ion import across plasma membrane
Cellular component (GO): plasma membrane
Molecular function (GO): ATP-activated inward rectifier potassium channel activity
Source: RefSeq, a predicted model, not a curated record
UCUGGCUGCUGCAGCUGUGGCUCUUGAGAUGGUUCUUUCCUCCCGACUCCCCUACACAGCGUAAUCAGCCUUCCCCUGAGCUGUUUUAUCCUCUGCUACCCUCGGUCCCUCCUCCCCCUUGCCGAACACGGGCUCCUGGGCCAAUGCAUACAGAAUAAUGGCUCUGCCAGCAGUUUCUGACCAUCCCGUCUAGCUCGGAGGCCGAGUGGUCCAGGGAUCCCAGAGGGGAGCAAGAGAUCAGCUACCUGCGCCUUAAGCCGUCCCGCUGCACCGUUGCCUUUUUUGCAUCUCGGGAAUUCAGCUGUCAUGGAAGCGCAACGGACUUGGCCGGGCUGAUGCUGGCUGCAGCAUGCUUCUGUGCUCGUGGAAAGGCUGAUUCGAAAAGCAUAAACAGACAAGAGAGAGCUCUUCUUUUGUGCUCUCCCCCACUCCCCCUUUACUGUUGAACUGUGGACUAUGGUGAGAGGAAGAUGUUGGCCAGGAAGAGCAUUAUCCCCGAAGAAUAUGUUCUCGCACGGAUUGCUGCCGAGAACCUGGGCAAGCCACGCAUACGGGACUGCCCGCGCAAAGCCCGCUUCAUCGCCAAGAAUGGGGCCUGCAACUUGGCUCACAAGAACAUCCGAGAGCAAGGGCGCUUCUUACAAGACAUCUUCACCACCCUGGUGGACCUGAAGUGGCGCCACACACUGGUGAUCUUCACCACGUCCUUCCUGUGCAGCUGGCUCUUCUUCGCCUUGGUGUGGUGGCUGGUAGCUUUUGCUCACGGAGACAUGGACCAAAGGUAUCCUGGAGACACGGACCAAGCGUGCCCAGUGGAUGGAAAUGUCAAUCAGUGGAAGCCGUGCAUUACCUGUGUCAGGUCCUUUCCCUCUGCUUUCCUCUUCUCUAUUGAGGUCCAGGUGACCAUUGGUUUUGGAGGCAGAAUGAUGACCGAAGAGUGUCCCUUUGCCAUCACUGUCUUGAUUCUCCAAAACAUUGUGGGCUUGAUUAUCAAUGCAGUCAUGCUUGGGUGCAUCUUUAUGAAAACUGCCCAGGCACACCGAAGAGCAGAGACGCUGAUCUUCAGCCGCAAUGCAGUAAUUGCUGUCCGUAAUGGCAGGCUUUGCUUCAUGUUCCGGGUGGGUGACCUGAGAAAAAGCAUGAUCAUCAGUGCCUCAGUGAGAAUCCAGGUGGUAAGGAAGACCACAACCCCUGAAGGAGAAGUCAUCCCUAUCCACCAGCUAGACGUUCCAGUGGACAACCCCAUUGAAAGCAACAAUGUUUUCCUUGUAGCUCCACUAAUCAUAAGCCACAUCAUCGACAAAAGGAGUCCUCUUUAUGAUAUCUCUGCCAAUGACUUGGCCAACCAAGACCUAGAAAUUAUUGUAAUACUUGAAGGUGUAGUGGAAACCACUGGCAUCACCACGCAAGCGAGAACAUCCUACAUAUCCGAAGAGAUCCUCUGGGGCCAUCGCUUCGUGCCCAUUGUAACAGAAGAGGAAGGGGCCUAUGCUGUCGACUACUCAAAGUUUGGCAACACUAGCAAAAUAGCAGCUCCACGCUGCAGCGCCAGGGAACUGGAUGAGAAGCCCUCCAUCCUCAUCCAGACCCUCCAGAAAAGCGAGCUGUCCCAUCAGAACUCCUUGCGGAAGCGGAAUUCCAUGAGGAGGAACAACUCCAUGAGGAGGAGCAACUCCAUGAGGAGGAACAACUCUUCCUUCAUAGUGCCCAAAGUCCAGUUUGUCACGCCUGAAGGAAACCAAAACACUCUGGAGACAUGACAGGUCUCAAUUGUAGCUCUUUUGUAGACAUCAAAAUGUUGUUUUUUAUUCACGUUAAAAAAACCCAUGUAAACUUGGUGGUAAAAGUAAUGGAACUGAGGCUAUUUAUUAUAUGAAAGAACCAAGACAAGGCAGAUAGACACACAAUAGCCUUGUUCACACAAUCAUUCAAAUCUGGGCUUAAUGUGGGUUACCAACAUUAGCAUGAUUGUGUGAAUCCACACCAAAGAAGGACUCUCAGAGUCACCUUUGGCCAUAAAUCACCUUGAUGUGAGUUCACACAAUCAUGCUAAUGUCAGUAAACCACAUUAAACCUAGAUUUGAAUGUCUGUGUGAACCAGCACACUGGCUGAUAUCCUGACUAAUGCUGCUCAACUUGUUCAAUAAAGUGGCACUAGCACAAGAAGGUUGCAUUGCUGAACUAAAUCACAAUGCUUUUAAGCACUGUACUCUAUCAUUCUUGUGCUAUUGUACUAUUGUGCAACAGUUCCCUGCAAAACAUGAGGCAUGCCACAGGUUGUGCACCUUGUUAAACAACACUAGUUGCAACUAACAACUGCAACAGUCUUGUGCUACCACAACAUCCUCAUGCAAGUGCAACGUUAGUCGGGAUGUCAGCCACUGUAACUAAGGUCUAGCUCUUUCAGAGCUGGUAAAUCUGUUUUCUGGGCUGUACUACAUGCUGCCAGUGGGGCUUACAUGUCACCUCCUCCAUGCGCAAAAUUUCUUCUACAUAGAAAACUAGAUGUCAAGGAGAAGGGUUGUAGCCUAGUCUUCUCUCUGAUUUCUAUGUAUAGGAAUCUCUUUUUUAUGGGGAGCAUUCUGCUUUGGGAGUUCCCACCUACUGUCUGAAGUGGUAGAGCUCAGAAACAGAUUUACCACCUCAGUGAGAAUUAGACUUGCUUCUUGACAUUGUGGUUUUCUUUGGGUGGGUUCAGAUGACAUGAAAAAAGCUGAACCUGAGUUCAGCAGCAAGCCCAAUAUCCAGUGGCAAGGAGUGAUAAGUCUCACCAAUGUUGGUUUCUUUUGCCCUACUUAUGGUUCCCGAGCUGACAUCUGUACCCAACCAACUCUUGCUGACAGAUGUUGGCUUCUGGACUGUAAGUCUGGUGAAAGAGGCUGAUGCUGGCAGGUUCACAUGGCACAACCAAUGUUGGCUUCACCCUUGCACGGCCAGAAGUCGGGCUCACACACAUAUCUGUGGCUCCAGCUUCAGCAGCAAAGCUAACGUUUGCCAGUACGUGUGGAACCACUCAUAUUGUAAGAAUUGCUUGCCAUCAGCGAGCAUUCAAUCAUAAGCCCUCACCUGUGAUCCAAAGUGAAGAAACAGAUUUAGCAAGUAGACAAUUUAGCAAGAGCAACUGUCCCUAUUCAUGCCAGCAUAACAUAACACCCCUUCCUUUGGUUGGGGGUCUCUGAUCUAUUUCUUCUUAGAUUGUGAGCCCUUUUUGGAAAAAGAACCAUCUUCUCCUUUCUUUUGUCAUGUGAACCACUUUGAGCUUGUUGUUGUUGAAGAAAAACAGUAUCUAUAUUCUAAACAUAGUAGUAGCCUGUGACGGUGGCACUGGAGUGGGAUGGCAAUAGGUACCUUUAAAAUUAAACCAGAAAGUGCUUACCAGUGGUACCACUGGCAACUGCAAGCUGCCGCAAGCAUAAAAACAGCCCUGCUGGAUCAGGCCCAAAGAGGCCCAUCUAGUCCAGCAUCCUGUUUUACACAGUGGCCCACCAGAUGCCUCUGGAGAGCCCACAGGCAUGUGCAUGCCUUCCUCCUCUCCUGUUGUUGCUCCUCUGCAACUGGUAUUGAGAGGCAUCGUGCCUCUGAGGCUGGAGCUGGCCUAUAGCCCUCCGACUAGUAGCCGAUGAUAGACCUCUCCUUCAUGAAGUUAUCCAAACCCCUCUUAAAGCCAUCCAGGUUGUUGGGUGUCACUACAUCUCGUGGCAGAGAAUUCCACAAGCUGAUUAUGCAUUGUGUAAAAAGGUACCUCCAUUUGCUGGUCCUAGAUUUCCCGGCAAUCAAUUUCAUGGGAUGACCCCUGGUUCUAGUGUUAUGCGAGAGGGAGAAGAAUUUCUCUCUAUCCACUUUCUCCACUCCAUGCAUGAUUUUAUAGACCUCUAUCAUGUUUCCCCACAGUCGUCUUUUUUCUAAACUAAAAAGCCCCAGAUGUUGUAGCCUUGCCUCAUAAGAAAGGUGCUCUAGGCCCCUGAUCAUCUUGGUUGCCCUCCUCUGCACCUUUUCCAGUUCUACAAUGUCCUUUUUUUAGAUGUGGCGACCAGAAUUGUAUGCAGCAGGGCUCCGCUCAGCAUCCCAUGCAGCAACGGCACUGCUCUGGCGUGCACCUGGCCUCUGCACAUGCUUCCUUCUAAUUUAAUUUUAAAGGUACCUCUCACCACCCCCUCCCUGCGGCAGUGCCCUCAUCGGCUCUCCCACUGUCUAAAUAACAACAUAUGAAGCUACCUUCUACUCAGUGGCGGCU